Molecule: messenger RNA, 2376 nt
Organism: Xenopus laevis (African clawed frog)
Lineage: Eukaryota; Metazoa; Chordata; Amphibia; Anura; Pipidae
Gene: pou4f1.S
Product: POU domain, class 4, transcription factor 1
Exons: 2
Coding region: 182-1300 (372 amino acids)
Source: RefSeq, a predicted model, not a curated record
ACAUAAGUGAGACCGAGAGGCUGGAGGGAGGCACUCAGUGUGGUCGCCGGGACAUUCCACAGCAACAACAGCAGCAGCAGGAAAAGCAGAGGCUCCAUCCCAAGCAAAGCAAGACGCUUCACUUUUUCCUCUUCCCAGUUUCCAUUACGCGGACUCUUGGAUUCCAUGCAAUUCUUUCAAGAUGAUGUCAAUGAACAGCAAGCAGCCUCAUUUUGCCAUGCACCCGAGCUUACCUGAGCACAAGUACACUUCACUGCACUCUAGCUCGGAGGCAAUAAGGAGAGCAUGUCUACCCAACCCACAGAUGCAGGGCAAUUUCUUCGCCAGCCUAGAUGAGACCCUGUUGGCCCGAGCAGAAGCAUUCGCCGCGGUUGACAUCGCCGUGUCCCAGGGCAAGAGCCAUCCCUUCAAGCCAGAUGCCACGUACCAUACUAUGAGCAGCGUGCAAUGCUCCUCCAACACCACCGGCCCACUCGACCAUCACCACCACCAUCACCACCACCAUCAGGCGCUGGAGCCCGGGGACCUCCUGGAACACGUCACCUCCCCGUCCCUCGCAUUGAUGGCCAGUACCGGACACGAAGGAGUAGGCGGCGGUGGAGGUGGUGGAGGAGGCGGCGGAGGUGGUGGCGGAGGCUUAAUCUCUACCUCGGCCCAUCCGCACAGCCACAUGCACGGCCUGAGUCACCUGUCCCACCAGGCGGCCAUGAACAUGACCUCUGCCCUUCAGCACCCUGGACUGGUCGCCGCUCAUCAUUGCCCUGGGGGUCAGGUGGCCUCAGCUGUGGGGGCAGCGGCAGGCUUAGUGUCUAUCUGCGACUCAGAGACUGACCCCCGCGAGUUGGAAGCCUUCGCUGAGCGAUUCAAGCAGAGGAGGAUCAAGUUAGGGGUGACCCAAGCCGAUGUGGGCUCAGCCUUGGCCAACCUGAAGAUCCCUGGGGUGGGUUGCCUUAGCCAGAGCACCAUCUGCAGGUUUGAAUCCCUCACCCUGUCGCACAACAACAUGAUCGCCCUUAAGCCCAUCCUGCAAGCCUGGCUAGAGGAAGCCGAGGGGUCUCAGAGGGAAAAACUCAACAAACCCGAACUAUACAAUGGGGGGGAAAAGAAACGCAAGAGGACUUCCAUCGCUGCUCCAGAGAAAAGGUCCCUGGAGGCUUAUUUCGCUGUCCAGCCGCGACCUUCCUCGGAGAAAAUCGCUGCGAUAGCCGAGAAACUGGAGCUCAAAAAAAACGUGGUGCGGGUCUGGUUCUGCAAUCAGAGACAAAAGCAGAAAAGAAUGAAAUUUUCUGCCACUUACUAACCACAUAUCCCUCACUGGCCCCCAACAAAUUAUUUAUGUAUUUAUUUAUUUAUUCCUUUCCGUUUUUCACAGUUACUAAACCUGCCACCACUCAGCUGCUGUUCAUCUACCACUGCCAGCACUUAUUUAGGAUCUCGGGAGGUGCUAGGAGUCGUAGCCCAGUAAGUGCUGGAGGGCCGCACAUUGAACUCUUCUGCCUUACUUUAACCCUUCUCAGUUAUUUAUUGUUCCUUUCGUUUUGCCAGCGGAGGGGGAGGGGGAUUUGCCCUUGUGGUGGACUCCAAACUUGAGAUGAAAUCGAAAUUAAUAACAAACGCUAAACAUUUUAAUAACUAUUUAUUGUCGGGACCAAUGGACAUAAAACAAGCCCCAUAUUGACUGGAGAUGACUGGUUGGAAAAAAAUCAAAUUCUCUUCUUAAAAUUUAGCACCACAGUAUAAAACAGAAAUGGAAAAAAAUGGAAAUAUAAAAGUGCUAUGGACAAAGCAAUCCUUAGAAAUUCAUCGCAUUGGAACCCCUAGAGGGGGAAAGUGUUGGUGGAGAUAAUGUGAAAUGAUCAGUAUUUUUAUCUGAAGUUCAGUGUUAUUUGCUCUGUGCUCUCCCCUUGUCCUGAGUGCCUGUGACUCACUGUGACUCAAUGUGAGCUGGAAAUCUGGGAUUUCACAUAAGUAUCUGUAAACAACAAAAAAAAAAAAUUGAUUUACGUUCCUAUUUCUUUACACGUUUCUGUUUCUCCACAUUAACCCCCGUUUAGAGAAACCGCCCCUGCAUCGACCUCUAAAUACGAAUCCUAAAAAUAAUGCUUCAACUUCCCCCUAGAGACGUUUGGCUGAAAGAGAUGAGAAAUUCGUCAGCGCUUGUAUUACUUUAAUGCGACACAUUUUGUUAAUUCUAAGGGCCCUGCUCGAUCAAUCCCUAUCAUUAAAGUGAAAUUGAACGACCGGGUGCAAUUCUUUUAUUAUUAUUCUGUAGAUUUGCGAAAGCAGAGUGCCUCUAUGUUCAGUCAAUUGUAUCAAACAUUCAAUUACAGAUCUUUUAGUAUUUAAAAAAAAACAUCUGUAAUUGAAUGUUUGAUA